Scatophagus argus is the source of this 1480-nucleotide messenger RNA. RefSeq names its product zebrafish testis-expressed 38 (gene zte38). The record is from RefSeq and is a predicted model, not a curated record. Bases 317 to 1228 code for a protein of 303 amino acids. The transcript is spliced from 11 exons. Lineage: Eukaryota; Metazoa; Chordata; Actinopteri; Scatophagidae.
CAAUUAGACAAUAACAUUGUACCAUAGUCUCAGUGACCUAUUUUCGGCGGGAAAUAGGUACUAGCAUACUAGCAUAGUACAAGCUCCUGUCUUAUGCUUGAUUACAUUGUAGUGUUUGAGUUUAGCCAAACACGUCUAGACCUGAUAGAGACUUAAUAAAACUUAAUCGACUAAAUUAUCGGAAUAAACCUGGAAGGAAAAAUACCGCUGCUGAAUUAUCUGAGAUUGAAUAUUAAUUAUUAAUCUUGUUGGCUGGGUUAAUUAAUCAUUAGUAUUAUCGAUAGCUAGUUAACCCUCAGCAACAGAAAAGGACAACAUGGCGGCUGGGAAGAUGUGCAUCAGGAAGAGCAAGGAGGAAACUGCUGAGUGGACGGGGUUGUUCCCGAAUGACUUGAAAACUGAGCAGGAGUCCCUGGUGUUCGUCAAGAGGAUGAUGGCUGUAGCAGUCUCCUCCAUCACCUACCUCAGAGGGAUUUUUCCAGAGGAUGCGUACAGAUCCAGAUACCUGGAAGAUCUAUGCAUCAAAGUUUUGCGUGAGGACUGCAACAUCUCUGGAGCCAGCAAGAUUGUGAAAUGGAUGAUGGGUUGUUUUGAUGCAUUAGAGAAACAGUAUGUGUACACCAAUCCUGAAGAACCUAAUUGCAUUAUUGAGUCGUACCAGUUCAAAUUUAAAUACACUGAGAAGGGGCCAGAAAUGGAUGUACUCAGGAACAACGAUGUGGAGAUGCAGGUGACACUGGAGGACACCAAGAGAGCGUCGGUGCUGCUCAUCAGGAAGCUCUUCCUGCUCAUGCAGAACCUGGACGUCCUCCCUAACAAUGUCUGUCUCACCAUGAAGCUCUACUAUUAUGAUGACGUCACCCCUGCUGACUACCAACCACCAGGCUUCAAGGAGGGCGAAUGUGACAGCCUCUGGUUUGAAGGCAUGGCUGUGCACUUCAAGGUGGGAGAGGUGAAGACGGCCUUCCACACCUUGAGAGUGCGUGUGUCAGCAGAACAAGGCCGGAUGGAGCGGCUUCAGGACGGGAACCACCUGAGGGAGACCAAGUUGGAUGCUCAGAAGAAUCCUCCAGAGAAGGAAACAAUCAAGGAUCUUCAUAAGAAAGUGUAUGACGAGGAGGAUCUACCCUCUGAAGAUGAGUCUGCACAGUUUAAGAAACCUACAAGACCUCUGGCAAAGAGACGUGCAGCUGCAAAAAAUCUGGCGAGGAAGAAAAGACGAAUUUAGCCACAACAUUCAUCAAAACACUCUUCCAGUAAUGUUAACACAACAAACAUUUCUUUUUUUCUGCAAUGUAAAACUCUGUUUAAUGUUAUGUUACCAUUGAUUUGAUAACCAAACUGUGUUAAGAGGGGUUCCUGACAUAAUUAUCUCUACCCACAAGGCAGAAUGUUAACGUCUGCUCUUCAUUUAGACAACAUUGUACAAAAAGCUUCAUGAUAUGUACAAUCUAAAUGAAUUAAAUAUAUACAAUGUUCA